AUGGCUGGAUUGCCGCUACUGAUGACCUGGCUGGUGCUGGUGCUCCAGCUCCUCCAGUUGGAGGCCCACUACAUACAGAUCGACCACGAGGAGUUUCGGGCCAGCGGCUUCCCGCAUCCGCACUUUCCACCGCCGCCGUUGACGCCUCUGGAUCACCUGCCCCAGGUGCUGGCCGCCAAAGAGCUAACUCCCGCCGAGGUGAUGGUCGACCUGACCAACGACCUGACCCACCGCCUGCUCCACUACCACUCCAUCCUCAACCGCAACAACUUUGCCUUCUCGCCGACCGCGCUGGUCAGUGUCCUGGUGGCCCUGUACGAAGGAUCGGCGGGCAACAGUGCCGAGGAACUGCGUCAUGUGCUCCAGUUGCCCAACAAUCGAGACGUUACCCGAGUGGGCUAUCGCGACAUUCACCGACGACUGCGGACAUAUUUCUUUGGCUCCGAUAAUCCCCUAAAGGGGCUCAGCUUGAACAAGUCCAAUGUGACGGUUCUCAAAGACUUUGAAACCGUUCUCAUGUUCUAUGGAUACGAUCUCAGCAUCGACAUGCUUUCCUCAACACCAUCCAACCUUACGUCGGAUGCUGAGAUAGUCAACACCACAAUGGCCAGCAAUUCUACGACCGAGGAAAUGGAAGCGGAGACAACAACAUUGAAGGAUGCGGAAAGCACAACGGUAGAGCCGACCACUACGACUACGGAGGCACCGGCAACCACGACGACAGAGCCUCCAACCACCACGACAGAGGCUCCAGCGGAGGCGGAAGCCACCACAGAAGCCCCUGCUACAACGUCGGGCGAAGAGGAGGCCGAACCCGCUGGCGAGGAUGAGGCAGCCGAGUUGGUGUCUGCAUUUGUGGCCGAGGAGGACUCCGAGCCGCUGCUUCGCAUCCAGAAGGCCCGCGUCUCCCGUCUGCCCACCAGCAAGCUGCAGGCGCCGCUCAAGCACUCGAAUCCCAUCACGCCGAAGCCCAUUUACCUGCCCAGCGCCCGGACAGCGGCCAUGCCGAUGAUGGCUCGCCAGGUGGCGGAGCGGAAACCAUCGCCCACACGGCAGGUAAUUUCCAUUAUAGCGCCUCAGGCAGCAAACAUCUCGCUGACUCGAAAGACCAAGAUGGUGCGCCACAAGCGUCACGCGCUGCCAGGCUACAAGGAUCUGGAUGCGAAUCUCUUCCUGACACUCUUCAAUCCGCACACGCAUGUCCCGCACCAUCCGCUGCACAUCCCCCCGCCUGUUACCGCUGCCUUUGCUCCGAUCACCAACGACUUUGAGCCACACUAUAUAGGAGAGGCGGCCGAGGGCAAGUCUAACUACAAUACGGAUGUGAUCAGCCACGUGUUCUACCUGGGCAACCAGCAGGUGGUGCACACCACCUUCAAGGUGUAUAACGCAGUGCUGUAUUACAAGUACUUCGAGCAUCUGAAAAUGAGCGUGCUGGAACUGGAACUGGACACGCCAGAGUACAACCUGAUGAUCCUGCUGCCUGACUAUCACACGGACAUCGUGGCAGCUGCAGCCUCCCUGAAGUUGGGACCCACUCUCAGGUUGAUGCGAAAGCAGUUGAAGCCGCGAUGGGUGCAGGCCAUCAUACCCGACUUUAAGCUGCAUGGGACCAUGUUCCUGACCAACGAUUUGCAGAAUAUGGGAAUAUGUGAUGUCUUCGAGCCGAAUCGCGCCGAUUUUCGACCCAUGACUGAUGAGAAGGGCGUCUACGUGCGGCACAUUGAGCAAUCCAUAGACGUCACCAUCCGUACGCAUCCCAUCAAUCAGCUGAAGCGCAACUAUGGCUCCCAAACAAAACCCAUUCAGAUCUCCGUGAAUCAUCCGUUUCUGUUUUUCAUCGUGGAUCGCGACCUGGACGUCGCUGUUAUGUCGGGCCGCAUUCUGAAUCCGCUGAACGUGCGCAUCCAAUGA
Messenger RNA from Drosophila rhopaloa, 1914 nucleotides. RefSeq lists its product as uncharacterized. Gene Ontology annotation, molecular function: serine-type endopeptidase inhibitor activity. Lineage: Eukaryota; Metazoa; Arthropoda; Insecta; Diptera; Drosophilidae. The transcript has 5 exons. The coding region runs from base 1 to 1914 and encodes 637 amino acids. The record is from RefSeq and is a predicted model, not a curated record.